AUGUCUGCCUCGACCUACCCUCCUCAUGGACCGUUCUUGGGCAUCAUCAAACACUCAUGGGAUGCAAUUGCGGUGGUGUAUGCAGCCAGAACUGGCAAAAUUCCUCGGAUAGUAGCCAGAUUACCCAGUGAAGAGCGUGAGAAGUGGAUUCGAAGUGGUGCAGUCCUCAUAUUCAGCCUUCAGGAAAGCAACAUUGCAAGGUGGACAGAUGGUCAUUCUUGGACUUCAUCACGCACAAUGGGAAACUUUACUAUGUAUCAUGAAAUUGACUCAGAAGUCAAGCCUCAAAAGAGUUUUCCCAUCUUCCAUAUGUCCAGUGGGGGGGAGGCCCCGGGCCCAAGACCGCUACUACCCAAUGGCCUAAUAAAAAAGACUAUUACCUUGACAGUGGAGGGGGAGGAAUAUCGGGUGAUUGCAUACUACAAGGUUACAGACUACCAAGACCCCACCCUCAAUGAGAACACAGCCAACUUGAACCUCCAAGUACCCCAAAAUCUCGACUGGCUGGCCAAUCUCAAUCUACGCCUGUCGCCCCAGUUGGAGAGACAAGCAGAUGGUAAACUGGUGUGCCACAACUUGUCUCUGCUGUUGACUGAGUCCACGAAGGAUCCAUGGGCAUAUGAGUCAAAAAGUAGGGCAAAGACACACCACACCUUAUGGCAGAGCAAUGCCACCCAGGCUCCAUCCCUGGACAUAGGCUUGGCUACCACUGCAGUGGCGGAAAAGGAUCAGAACCGCAGAGAAGAACCCAUGAGUUGGAAUUUGGAUAGACAUUGGCACAACCCACCACUCCAAGAACCAGAAGAUGAGACUUCCCCCUUCUUGGAGUAUCUGAACAUACCCUUCAGCACGGAUGGAGAGUUAGGGGUGCAAUCAGAUGAGGAGGUACGUACCUAG
Molecule: messenger RNA, 897 nt
Organism: Mycena indigotica
Lineage: Eukaryota; Fungi; Basidiomycota; Agaricomycetes; Agaricales; Mycenaceae
Exons: 7
Coding region: 1-897 (298 amino acids)
Molecular function (GO): DNA binding
Source: RefSeq, a predicted model, not a curated record